This is a messenger RNA of Cynoglossus semilaevis (tongue sole), 4648 nucleotides long. RefSeq names its product solute carrier family 6 member 1b (gene slc6a1b). The record is from RefSeq and is a predicted model, not a curated record. Gene Ontology annotation, molecular function: gamma-aminobutyric acid:sodium:chloride symporter activity. Bases 1146 to 2960 code for a protein of 604 amino acids. NCBI's taxonomy places the organism in Eukaryota, Metazoa, Chordata, Actinopteri, Pleuronectiformes, Cynoglossidae. The transcript is spliced from 15 exons. Gene Ontology annotation, biological process: neurotransmitter transport; sodium ion transmembrane transport; nitrogen compound transport. Gene Ontology annotation, cellular component: plasma membrane; cell surface; axon.
CUGAGUUUGGAAGCUAAAGCCACUGAUGGAGGUGACAUUAUGGCUGACCUACAGCAAGUAUUUUACUGAGCAGCUUCUGACUGUGCCGUAAAAAAAUCGUAAUGAUGCUGAAACGUCUGAAAUUAAGUUAAGAAUGGCAUUUGGAAACAGUAAGUUUUUUGUUUUUUUUGGUCAGCUCCUCGUCUUAGUUCUACUGUACAUUUUGACACGAGCAAAAAAUGUGUCCUCAACGUUAACCCAUCCAUGAAACAGUAGCAGGGGUGACGCACACACACACACAUCACAGGCUGGGAGUGGACCUUGUAAUCCUUGGAUCAAACCCAAGUGUGUACCUGCUCAGCAUCCUCUGAGCUGAGACACUUCUAUCUACAGUAACUGCUGCGUCAGUUUACUGCUGUUAACUAUUUCCAAUCUGCUGGUUAGUGAGCACAAAAACAAAUCUGUGCAGAGGACAGUGUCAUUGCCCAAGAACACAACAACAACAACAAAGCAGAAGAAGAAGAACAGAAGAAAAACAAGAAGAAGAAGAAGAACAGAACAAGAAGAAGCAGGAGAAGAACAAAAAGAAAAAAAAGCAGGAGAAGAUCAUGUAAAAAAGAAAAAAAAACCCUGAAGGGAUAGUAUAUGAAACCUUGAGUUGAGAGGACGCCUCUCUUUCAAAGCCCUGGAAUCUCAGUGGUGGAAAUGUUGGAAUUGGGGAGGGUCGACUUUGAGGUGACAUUGAGGCUGUGUAGAUGAGUGUGAGGAUUUGGAGCUCCACGUUACGUCCACACUCGUUCCAGUUCAGACGGCGGCAGCUCCUGUGCCCGUCUUCCCUCCCCUCCUCUCUUUCAGCACCACUCCGUUAAGGACAGCACCUCGCACCCAUCUUCAAGCCUCAGGAUCACAGUCCGCUCCCGUCAACAGACGCAUCGAUUCAGAACUGAAAAGUCUGAGGAAAUAACUUUAAAGAAAAUACAAAUUUAAAAUAUCGGAACUCAGCCAGGCAAAGAACAAGAAUUUUUACUGUGUGGAUCCAGGUGCCCCUGUCACUCAUCUGCGCUCGGCAGCUGUGACGGAGCCGGUGAACACUCGCAGUCUGUCUGGACCCGUGAUAAGUCUUUCCCGUCUCCACUGGUCAGGACGAUCCGGCACGCACAGUGACCAUGGCCACCAACGGGACCAAAGCCUCGGACGGACUGGUCUUAACGGAAAUGGUGAAUGACGCAGCGGCCACCACGCCAAACGACAAACCCAAAACAUUGGUUGUAAAAGUGCAGAAGAAAAAGGAGAUACCGGAGAGAGAAACGUGGGCUGGGAAAUUUGACUUUCUACUCUCUUGUGUUGGAUACGCAAUCGGACUCGGGAAUGUCUGGAGAUUUCCUUACUUAUGUGGGAAGAACGGAGGAGGGGCCUUCUUGAUUCCUUACUUUUUGACCCUAAUAUUUGCUGGUAUGCCCCUGUUCUUGCUGGAGACGGCCCUCGGUCAGUACACUUCUAUCGGAGGGCUCGGAGUCUGGAAACUCGCUCCCAUGUUCAAAGGUGUGGGUCUGGCAGCUGCUGUUCUGUCCUUCUGGCUCAAUAUCUAUUACAUUGUUAUCAUUUCCUGGGCUCUUUAUUAUCUGUAUAAUUCCUUCACUGCUGAACUGCCAUGGCAGACUUGUGGAAAUCCCUGGAACACAGAGCGCUGCUUCACCAACUACAGCAUCGCAGACACCAGGAACCUCACCAGCGCUGUGGUGGAGUUCUGGGAGCGUAACAUGCACCAACUGACUGAUGGUCUGGAGAAGCCUGGGGAGGUCAGGGUCCCACUGGCUAUCACCCUGGCUGUGGCCUGGGUGCUGGUCUACUUCUGUAUCUGGAAGGGGGUCAGUUGGACUGGGAAGGUGGUCUACUUCUCUGCCACAUACCCAUACUUCAUGCUCUUCAUCCUGUUUUGUCGUGGCGUCUCUCUGCCAGGUGCAGUGGAUGGGAUCCUGUUCUACAUCACACCUAAUUUUGAAAAACUGAAGGAGUCUGAGGUUUGGCUGGAUGCUGCAACUCAGAUCUUCUUUUCCUAUGGUCUAGGCCUGGGCUCCCUCAUUGCUCUGGGAAGCUACAAUCCCUUCAACAACAACAUAUACAGAGAUUCUAUCAUCGUGUGCUGCAUCAACUCCUUCACCAGCAUGUUCGCUGGCUUUGUCAUCUUCUCCAUUGUGGGCUUCAUGGCCAGUGUAACAAAGAGACCUAUAGCUGAUGUGGCAGCCUCAGGACCUGGACUUGCAUUUUUGGCCUACCCUGAGGCGGUCACCCAGCUGCCCAUCUCUCCUCUCUGGGCCAUCCUCUUUUUCUCCAUGCUGCUCAUGCUGGGCAUUGACAGCCAGUUCUGCACUGUAGAGGGUUUCAUUACCGCUCUGGUCGACGAGUUCCCUCGGCUUCUCCGAAACCGCAGAGAGAUAUUCAUCGCUGUGGUUUGCCUUGUUUCUUACAUCAUCGGACUAUCCAACAUCACACAGGGCGGACUCUAUGUAUUCAAGCUGUUCGACUACUACUCUGCCAGUGGAAUGUCGCUGCUCUUCCUGGUCUUCUUUGAGUGCAUUUCAAUUUCAUGGUUCUAUGGAGUUAACAAGUUCUAUGACAACAUUGAGGAGAUGGUUGGCUACAGGCCUUGUCUGUGGUGGAAGCUCUGCUGGGUCUUUUUCACUCCACUCAUCGUGGCUGGAGUCUUUUUAUUCAGUGCUGUCCAGAUGGUUCCUCUCACCAUGGGAGACUACGUCUUCCCCAGCUGGGGUCAGGGUGUGGGUUGGUGCAUGGCCCUGUCCUCCAUGAUUCUCAUCCCAGGCUACAUGGGCUACAUGUUCCUCACACUCAAAGGCACAUACAAAGAGCGCCUGCGGAUGAUGAUCAAGCCUUUGGUUCUGGUAAAGUCGCAGGAAAACGGCCCGGAGCAACAAACGGAGAGCCAGAAUCAGAAUCCCGCGAACGAAGAAGCGUACAUCUAGAAACAUCUGCCUCUGCUUGUUCUGACAACCGGCGGUGGCGGUGUACAACAGAAAAAUGUAAUCGAGUUUGGGGCUGACCGCCAGACUUCAGUGUCUGCUUUUCUUCACCUACCUCCUGGGGACACGUGAGACCAACCUGAUUACAGAUACUUUUCCCUCAGUGGUUUUACUGCUUGUGUAUAAUUGGAGUUGAAACUUUUAAAGGAGAAAUGAAAAUCAUUCAAGUAAAUUUUAUGCAAAAGAAGGAAAAAAAGAAAAAAGAAAAGGAGAGAUGACUAAGAAACUACUCAGUCUUGAAUAUAUCAUUUAAAUUUGGAGGCCCACUUUGAUUAAAUAGUAGGUAUUGUGCUACUUUGAGAAUAGUAAUAACUAUACUAAGCUACAACUUGUACAAAGAAAAAUAUUGAUAUAAUUGCAUUUUUGUUUGUACAUGAAUAAAUACGGUAAAACGAAUGCAGCGUCGAAGGCGAAGGAAACACAAUUUAGAAGAUUUGCAGAAUGAAAAUAGUGAAUAGUGAAUAUUUUAAGUCAAAGAGAAAUAUUUUGGAAUGUGCAACAGGUGUAUGAGCAAAUGUGUUUGUAUGUAAAAACUAUAAUUUAGCCUGAAAUGUUUACCACCCAUGUCUGGGGCUGGAAAAGCACAAGUGUGGAAUCUAAAAUGUCCAGUCUAUUCUUUUUUCUUUUUCUGUUUUUUCUUCUUCUAGACUGAAACCUGUGGACGUAGCAAAAAUAAUCUAUUUAGGAUUACUUAGCAAGAGACUGUUAUAAUUGUUCUAAAGACCAAUAACUAUGUGUAUGUGUUGUCCCAGUCUUUUUGUAGAGUCAUUUUCUAUGAGUGACAGUGAGAGCACCAACUCCAUGCUCACUGUUGAAGGUUCUGUGCAGACAUCUGACCCACUUACUAUGUCCAAUGGACUCAAUUGAGCCUUCUUUGAUAUUUUUUGCCUGUUUUUACCUUUUUUUGUUGAGGUAGUAAAUACAGCAUCCACCCACAAAGCACAAUUUGGAUGUGUAAACUGCCACCUGUAAUGGUAAAGCUGGAGCCAUUGAAGAAAUCUCAAGUUUGUACUGGGCAAACAUUUCCAGGGGGCGGUGAUUUUUUGCAUAAAAUAUUGGUUUUUCUUCCUUAUGUGUGGUUGCAAUGAACACCUUCUGUGGAUUUCUGUGGUAGCUGUUGCUUUUCUGACAGGAAUUGUUUACAUGUGUAUCUGUUUAGUAACCCGCUCCUCAGGAAAACAAAGGUGGACGUGACCAAAUUCUUGCAAAAAUAUUAACUACACUGAAAAAUGCUAAUUUUUUUUUUGUCAUUAUCUCCAUUUCAUCCUGGAGGAUACAUUAGAGAGUGCAGAUUUUCCAAUUUCAGACUCAAAGAGACAAACAAAAGUUGUCAGUGCAUCAGGACAAAAGUCUGAUGCUGUAGUGUAAAGGCUAACACGACUGAAACUACUCUAACAGCGUAGGGGAAAAAGGAAACUAAAAAAACAAUUAGUGUAAACAGACGUCUGACAGAUUUCACUGCAGUAUUUCCAGGAGAAAACACACUUCUGUGGCAGCUACAUGCAACAGGAAUUCCAUUUAUUUUCUUUAAUUUAUUUUUUUUUCUUUCAGAGAUAUGUGAAUUAAAAAUGUGCUGUGACAAGGGGUUCUGUGAACUUGUAUAAUAAAUAUAAAUCAUUUACAUGUAUCUG